GUCCGGACUAUUAAUAAAAAUAUUAUUUUUAAAGAUUUUAUAGAAGAUAUAGACUAUAGAAUCAUUUGCGCCACGGUCGCUUUAGGGAUAGGGAUGGAUAUACCUAACGUUAAUAGAGUAGUCCAAUUUAGACUUCCCAAAAAACUAAGCUUUACAGAUUUCUAG
Neurospora tetrasperma FGSC 2508 is the source of this 165-nucleotide messenger RNA. RefSeq lists its product as uncharacterized. The record is from RefSeq and is a predicted model, not a curated record. The transcript has a single exon. The annotation marks the transcript as partial. Lineage: Eukaryota; Fungi; Ascomycota; Sordariomycetes; Sordariales; Sordariaceae.